Messenger RNA from Clupea harengus (Atlantic herring), 2821 nucleotides. RefSeq names its product transmembrane protein, adipocyte asscociated 1 (gene tpra1). The record is from RefSeq and is a predicted model, not a curated record. Lineage: Eukaryota; Metazoa; Chordata; Actinopteri; Clupeiformes; Clupeidae. Gene Ontology annotation, molecular function: G protein-coupled receptor activity. Gene Ontology annotation, cellular component: plasma membrane. Gene Ontology annotation, biological process: G protein-coupled receptor signaling pathway.
GUGCCUGGAUAUUUCUCUGUAGGCAGUCAGGUGACUUGGGAAUUUAUCGGGCUAUUAUACACUGCUGGGUCGUUGUUUUGUUUUGUCCAUUUCUGCUGUAAACAGCGGAACAGAAACAAGAAACUGCUAUGUCGCAUGCGUUUACAUCGGCUGUCAUAGCUGCGGAAAAGACUUGCUCCUGAAUUAAAUCACAAGGCUUUGAGUGAAUUAUGCUGGACAUUGGCGCAGAGGUGGUGAGAUUUGCCCAGUAUGGCAAUAUCACAGUGAUCCCUACACCUGAAAACACCUCUGUGGCUCCCACCUGGCCCCCAGAGUCGGAGAUGAACGUCACCAAACCACAUAGGUGCCUUCAGGUCCUUUAUGAAGACAUCAGCAACUCUAGAGUGCGCUUCUGGGACCUGUUGCUUCUGGUACCUAAUGUGGCCUUUUUCAUGUUCCUGCUCUGGAAGCUGCCAUCGGCACGUGCCAAGAUCCGCCAAACUUCCAGUCCCAUCUUCAUCACCUUCUACAUACUGGUAUUCGUGGUAGCUGCAGUUGGCAUCACCCGUGCAAUAGUGUCAAUGACUGUAAGUGCAUCCAGUGCUGCCACCAUCAUAGACAAGGUGCUGUGGGAGAUAACGCGCUUUUUCCUCCUGGCCAUAGAGCUCAGUGUAAUCAUAUUAGGACUGGCAUUUGGUCAUCUUGAGAGUAACUCCAGUAUCAAACGUGUGUUGGCCAUUACUGCAGUGCUGGCGCUGGGUUACUCCAUCACACAGGGGACUCUGGAGAUUCUUUACCCAGAUGAACAUCUCUCAGCUGAAGAUUUUAAUAUAUAUGGCCAUGGAGGGCGCCACUUUUGGUUGGCCAGCUCCUGUUUCUUCUUCCUGGUUUAUUCUCUAAUAGUCAUCCUUCCCAAAACCUCGAUCAGGGAUAGGAUAUACUUGCCAUCCAAGAAGAGCUUCUAUGUGUACGCUGGCAUCUUGGCUGCCCUUAACCUGGUCCAGGGCCUUGGCAGUGCGCUGCUGUGUGCAGACAUCAUUGAAGGCCUCUGCUGUGUUGACGUGACCACAUUCCUCUACUUCUCCAUGUUCGCUCCGCUUAUCUACGUGACAUUCCUCAAAGGCUUCUUCGGCUCCGAACCCAAGAUCCUCUUCUCCUACAAGUCUCAGAUCGACGAGCCUGACGAGACGGACGUGCACCUGCCCCACACCUCGGCAGGGAUGAGCCGCAAGGACCUGGACCACAGCUCCUUCUCCAGCACCCAGAUCGACGGCUCCGGGUCCUACCUGGACGACGUGGCCUCAGGACCGUACGGCGUGGGCAGCAUCAACAGCAUCGACAGUGACCGCUGGAGGGCGAUCAACGCCUGAGAAGGAGAGCGAAUGACGGACACAAAAGAGACAGGCAGAGGAAGGGUGGAGAGAAAAGGAGAGAUAGCAGGAAGGAGGGAGGGGGCAGCAUAGCGCAGGGAGAGGGGAGAUGGAGAGAGAAAAGGAGCACUGGUAGAGAGGCAGAGGCAGAGGAGGAGAAAGGACAGAGGUAUGCGUGGUGCUCGAGGGGAACAAUGAUUUGGCAGUCUGCCCUCCCUCCAGUGUAUUCCUGUAGUAUUGAGAGCUGCAGUGAUAAAUACCAAACCAAGAGGCUGAUUGUGAUUGACGUCCACUACUACCUAAAGUAUUGCACCCUUUUUUUUGGUUUGUAGAUGUGUGUAUGCACAUUUUCUUUUCCCAAGCACAGGCAAGCUGAUUUAUGCAGGCUUUUAUUUUUUUCAGCAUAGUUAAAUUUUAAUUCGAUGUUGCGUUCGUACUACCUGUUUGUUUGUUCGUUAGGUUGUUCAUGCUGGGAUGUCUGGUCUCCAACGGCUACUGCCUCGUGACUGUAGACUGCUAGGAGUCAUGUUGUGUUCUGUCUUUCGUCUGGCCAUGUCAUGGUGAUCGGAGGGACCAUUCCCAGAAUGAUGUUGCACACUGAAACUGAGACACACUCACACACAAACACACACCCACACCCAUACUCUUGCCUAAAUCCAUACCCGUAGCGUCGAUGCUCAAAUCUCUGCAGCUAGUAUGCUAGCAUGGUCUCUUGCUUGCUUAUGAUAGUCAAGAUCCUAGAAACAACCCAUACUGCUGAGAAAUAAUUCCCACAGAAACAAUAAUGUCAGUUUACACCAGUGUUGAAUCGCCUGUACAGUAACUAUUCACUGAUCCUGAGACACAGUUCCCUUUUCUCAGAAUUAAGCCUGAACAUCUGACUGGUAGUAUUUAGAGACUUUGCCAACCAGUGCUACAGUUUCAACUGCAUAGUGGAAGGGACUGUUGGUUCAGUUACUCCCUGUAUUCUGAAUACAGUAUAGUUCUGGGUCGAAUGCUGAAUGCUUGAGCCCUCUUUCACCCUUCAGACCAGAGAGCCUACUCCUGCCCUAAUGAAGGGAGAGGUGCUCUAAACCCUCCAAUGGAGUGAGGAACAGGUGAUGUCAGACUCCAGGAUGGACUCUGUCAUGUGAAAUGCUUGUGUGUCUAGGCUUUUACAUUUCCAAUAUUUAUUUAUUCUAGUGAUCUUGUCUUUUAUUUCUAAGCCAACAGCGAGAAUCACAUUGUCACCGCCUCUCUUAUGUCUCAUUAACCUUGUCAUCAGCUCAGAUGUUUAUUCUGCUAAUAACACCCUCUUAAUUUUAUAUUUAAUGUAUCUCAAAUGUUUUAUUCAGUUGUUUCACUUGACAGAGAAAAAAGAAUGGGGUAUUUUUGUGACCAAAUAAUGUAUAUAUUUUGAAUGUUGUGGGUGAAACAUCUGUUGUUGUUUUUUUUUUUCAUUCAUAAAAUAGAUGUGUUUGGGGGGAAACAAA